Molecule: messenger RNA, 1904 nt
Organism: Phragmites australis (common reed)
Lineage: Eukaryota; Viridiplantae; Streptophyta; Magnoliopsida; Poales; Poaceae
Product: nuclear envelope-associated protein 2-like
Exons: 6
Coding region: 498-1535 (345 amino acids)
Source: RefSeq, a predicted model, not a curated record
ACCCCCAGCUCACCUCCCCAAAGCUCUCUCCUCCCACCCACGCCGCCAAGAUUACGCGAAAAAGGGAAGAAAUUUAUCCCAGAGAGCAAAUACUUCCUCCCCUGUUGUCGGCCGUCAGAGCGCGUAGGCACUGGUAGCAGCCGCUUGCGCGAGCCAUGGAGCAGCGAGGAGGCAUCUGAGCGAAAGAGGGGAUCUUCUUUUUUUAUUGGUUUGAUUUGUGGUUCUUGGCUCGUGAUCUGGGUGGAAUAGGGUUUCGUUCGCUGGAAUAGAGCUGCGUGGUUGCCGUGAAGUGAAAGCCACUGGUUGACCUGUACUGACUUGCGGAAGAGCGCUACUUGGGAGGCAAUCAGAGGUGUUUCGUUUAGUCAAAGAAGAGCUCAGCUCCCUUCUUUUGUGUUGUCCAUGGGAUGCUUGCUGUGAGGCACUGUGUUCGUCCUAGGAGAGAGUAAAACAGUUCUCUUUUGAUUGGAGAGACAGUGCACUUUGGGGGAUUGGCUAUGUCAGUUUCGGAGAAGUUGGUGCCAUCAUCAUCAGCUUCUUCGUCAUCAGAUUUGGAUCCGCUGUUGAAGGAUCUUACAGAGAAGAAGUUGAGCUUUAGGAGGAACGUGGUGUCGUUGGCAGCUGAGCUGAAGGAUGUGAGGAAUAAGCUUGCUUCACAGGAGCAGCUGUUUGCUAGGGAAUCCCAGACUAGGAAGGUUGCAGAGACAAAGUCAAGGAGCAUGGAAGAGGAAGUAAGCAAGCUGCAGAAAUGCUUGCAGGAAAAGGAUGAGCAACUGCGUUCAACGACAAGUAGCACUGAACAGUACCUUCACGAGUUGGACGAUCUUAGAACAAUACUUUCGUCUACCCGAGCUACAGCAGAAGCAAGUGCUGCAUCAGCCAAGUCAGCUCAGUUGCAGUGCUUGUCAUUGUUGAAAGAGCUGAAUGAGAAGGACAGCUCGCUGAAAGAGCACGAAAUUCGAGUGAACAAGCUAGGUGAGCAGCUUGAUCUUCUCCAGAAGGAUCUUCAAGCAAGGGAGCUCUCACAGAGGCAACUCAAAGAUGAAGUUUUGAGGAUUGAGACCGACAUCAUGGAUACAGUUGCCAAAGCUGGAUCUAACAAAGACAACGAACUUCUAAAGAUCUUAGCUGACGUUUCACCAAGGAAUGUCCAGAAUCUCAACAACCUUUUGACUGCUAAGGAUACAGAGAUUGCCAGGUUGAGAGAUGAAAUCAGGAUAUUAUCUGCUCACUGGACGAACAAAACCAAGGAACUAGAAUCACAAUUGGAGAAGCACCGGAGAACCGAUCAGGAACUGAAGAAGAGGGUUCUGAAGCUUGAAUUUUGCCUUCAAGAAUCGCAGUCUCAGAUGCGAAAACUAAAGAGGAGGGGGGAGAAAAGAGACAAGGCUCUCAAGGAGCUCAUGGAUCAGGUUGCCAUAAAGCAACCCAACGGCCCGUGCCACGGCAACAAGGAGAAUUUCUGGGAGAGCCAGGGCUUCAAGUUCAUCGCCUCCAUGUCGAUGCUGGCCCUAGUGAUGCUCGCAAAGCGAUGAAAUGGCAUCCUGAACCAAAUCCUGUGUAAAGAAGUUAGGUGAGCAGCUAGCUCAUAGUUCAUAGUUUAAGAAGCUUUGGUGCAGCGUUUACGUUAUUUUGUAGACUUGGGCAGUUGGGCAUGCUGUAUGAUCAGAUGUCCAGACCGAACUUGCCAACACCCUAUCCUAGUCCUGUAGACUGUAAUAGUGUAGUCUGCACUCUGUAGUGCAGUCGCUGCCAGUUCAUGUGAGCUCAUAAGCAGUCUAGUUAUGGAUCUACCUCCUAUAAUUCAAGAGUAGCUACUGCAGUUCUCAUUGUUAUUAUCCUGCUGUACUUCUAAUCUUCAGUAUCUAUAUGGCUAGUACAUGCUUCUGAAGUUCUUUUCUGCA